Eubalaena glacialis (North Atlantic right whale) is the source of this 3091-nucleotide messenger RNA. It is a transcript of the gene KCNB1, whose product is annotated as potassium voltage-gated channel subfamily B member 1. Gene Ontology annotation, biological process: protein homooligomerization; potassium ion transmembrane transport. Gene Ontology annotation, molecular function: protein binding; delayed rectifier potassium channel activity. The record is from RefSeq and is a predicted model, not a curated record. The transcript is spliced from 3 exons. Lineage: Eukaryota; Metazoa; Chordata; Mammalia; Artiodactyla; Balaenidae. Gene Ontology annotation, cellular component: membrane; voltage-gated potassium channel complex. Bases 217 to 2796 code for a protein of 859 amino acids.
CGACCGCGGCGAUGCGCGGUCCCUGGCCCCGGGAGGCGGCCACCCUGGGGCCGUCGGGAUGGAGGUGAGAAGACGGCCGUGACGCGCGCCCGCGCGGCCCCCUGCACCCCCAGCAGCCCACAGCGCUCCCUGCCCCCCUCCCCCGCGGCGGCUGGCCUUGCCCUCCAGUGACAGCGGCCUGGGGGGGCAGGGGGGGCGGGGGCGGCCGGACCAGCGAUGCCGGCGGGCAUGACGAAGCAUGGCUCCCGCUCCACCAGCUCGCUGCCACCCGAGCCCAUGGAGAUCGUGCGCAGCAAGGCGUGCUCGAGGCGCGUCCGCCUCAACGUCGGUGGGCUGGCACACGAGGUGCUCUGGCGCACCCUGGACCGCCUGCCCCGCACGAGGCUGGGCAAGCUGCGCGACUGCAACACGCACGACUCGCUGCUGGAGGUGUGCGAUGACUACAGCCUCGACGACAAUGAGUACUUCUUCGACCGUCACCCGGGCGCCUUCACCUCCAUCCUCAACUUCUACCGCACCGGACGGCUGCACAUGAUGGAGGAGAUGUGCGCGCUCAGCUUCAGCCAAGAGCUCGACUACUGGGGCAUCGACGAAAUCUACCUGGAGUCCUGCUGCCAGGCCCGCUACCACCAGAAGAAGGAACAGAUGAAUGAGGAGCUCAAGCGUGAGGCAGAAACCCUACGGGAGCGGGAGGGUGAGGAGUUCGAUAACACGUGCUGCGCGGAGAAGAGAAAAAAGCUCUGGGACUUACUGGAGAAGCCCAAUUCCUCUGUGGCCGCCAAGAUCCUUGCCAUAAUUUCCAUCAUGUUCAUCGUCCUCUCCACCAUUGCCCUGUCUCUCAACACACUGCCCGAGCUGCAGAGCCUUGAUGAGUUUGGCCAGACCACAGACAACCCCCAGCUGGCCCACGUGGAGGCCGUGUGCAUUGCGUGGUUCACCAUGGAGUACCUGCUGCGGUUCCUCUCCUCCCCCAAAAAGUGGAAGUUCUUCAAGGGCCCGCUCAACGCCAUUGACUUGUUGGCCAUCCUGCCAUAUUAUGUCACCAUCUUCCUCACUGAAUCUAACAAGAGCGUGCUGCAGUUCCAGAAUGUCCGCCGCGUGGUCCAGAUCUUCCGCAUCAUGCGUAUUCUCCGCAUUCUUAAGCUCGCACGUCACUCCACUGGCCUCCAGUCCUUGGGCUUCACUCUGCGGAGGAGCUACAACGAGCUGGGCUUGCUCAUCCUCUUCCUUGCCAUGGGCAUCAUGAUCUUCUCCAGCCUUGUCUUCUUUGCCGAGAAGGAUGAGGAUGACACCAAGUUCAAAAGCAUCCCAGCCUCUUUCUGGUGGGCCACCAUCACCAUGACGACCGUUGGGUAUGGAGACAUCUACCCCAAGACUCUCCUGGGGAAAAUUGUGGGGGGUCUUUGCUGCAUUGCAGGGGUCCUGGUGAUUGCUCUUCCCAUCCCCAUCAUUGUCAAUAACUUCUCUGAGUUCUACAAGGAGCAGAAGAGGCAAGAGAAAGCAAUCAAGCGGAGAGAGGCUCUGGAGAGAGCCAAGAGAAAUGGCAGCAUCAUAUCCAUGAACAUGAAGGAUGCAUUCCCCCGGAGCAUCGAGAUGAUGGACAUUGUGGUUGAGAAGAGUGGAGAGAAUGUGGGUCAGAAAGACAAAGUAGUGCAAGAUAAUCACUUGUCUCCCAACAAAUGGAAAUGGACAAAGAGGACACUGUCCGAAACCAGCUCAAGUAAGUCCUUUGAAACCAAGGAGCAGGGAUCCCCUGAGAAGGCCAGAUCGUCUUCUAGUCCUCAGCACCUGAACGUCCAGCAGUUGGAAGACAUGUACAAUAAGAUGGCCAAGACACAAUCUCAACCCAUCCUCAAUACUAAGGAGUCAGCAACACAGAGCAAACCAAAGGAAGAACUUGAAAUGGAGAGUAUCCCCAGCCCCGUAGCCCCUCUGCCCACUCGUACAGAAGGGGUCAUUGACAUGCGAAGCAUGUCGAGCAUUGAUAGCUUCAUUAGCUGUGCCACAGACUUCCCUGAAGCCACCAGAUUCUCCCACAGCCCUUUGGCAUCACUCCCCAGCAAAACUGGAGGUGGCAUGGCCCCAGAGGUUGGCUGGCAGGGAGCUCUGGGUGCCACUGGUAGUAGGUUUGUGGAGGCCAACCCCACCCCUGAUGCCAGCCAUCCCUCUGCUUUCUUCAUUGAGAGCCCCAAGAGUUCCAUGAAGACCACCAACCCCUUGAAGCUUCGAGCACUUAAAGUCAACUUCAUGGAGGGCGAUCCCAGACCAUUAGUCCCCGUUCUGGGGAUGUACCAUGACCCUCUUAGGAACCGGGGGGGUGCUGCGGCAGCUGUUGCUGGGCUGGAGUGUGCCACACUCUUGGACAGGCCUGUGCUGAGUCCAGAGUCCUCCAUCUACACCACAGCAAGUGCUAGGACACCCCCCCGGUCGCCAGAGAAACACACAGCAAUAGCGUUCAACUUUGAAGCAGGUAUCCACCAGUACAUUGAUGCGGACACAGAUGAUGAGGGACAAGUGCUCUACAGUGUGGACUCCAGCCCCCCCAAGAGCCUCCACGGGAACACGAGUCCCAAGUUCAGUGUCGGGACAAGAUCAGAGAAGAACCACUUUGAAAGCUCCCCCUUACCCACCUCCCCUAAGUUCUUAAGGCAGAACUGUAUUUACUCUACAGAAGCAUUGACUGGAAAAACUCCCAGUGGUCAGGAAAAGUGCAAGCUUGAGAACCACAUCUCCCCCGAUGUCCGCGUGUUGCCGGGGGGAGGAGCCCAUGGAAGCACACGGGAUCAGAGCAUCUGAACCACCUCCACACGGAGGAGAGACUUGUGGCAGGGUCCAAAGAGGAGUGCUGUUCAGCUUACCUGCCGUGGAGCUUUUCUGCAUGACCUCUGAGACAGAAAGGCUCGGCACAGCCCCCAGAAAGAAGAGAGACCAGAGAAAGCUCCCUUAAAACCUUGAGAGCCGUUAACGGGUCCAUCAGAGUGAAGUUGGCCAAGCCACAGAGUAUGGCGCCUCCUUGUAACAGCUCCACGGCCCUCUUUGGAAGAUGACAAGAGCAGAACUCACAGCCACCACUACCACGUUCUAGACAUAA